Messenger RNA from Cheilinus undulatus (humphead wrasse), 2103 nucleotides. RefSeq names its product calpain-1 catalytic subunit-like. Gene Ontology annotation, biological process: proteolysis. Gene Ontology annotation, molecular function: calcium-dependent cysteine-type endopeptidase activity; calcium ion binding. The transcript has 21 exons. Gene Ontology annotation, cellular component: cytoplasm. NCBI's taxonomy places the organism in Eukaryota, Metazoa, Chordata, Actinopteri, Labriformes, Labridae. Bases 1 to 2103 code for a protein of 700 amino acids. The record is from RefSeq and is a predicted model, not a curated record.
AUGCCUCCCCCAGGUGUGUGUAUGAACAUCAUCAAUGCGCGGCGCAAGAGAGAUGGUUAUGGAACUUCAGCCAACCCGGAGAAGUUCCUCAACCAGGACUUCGAGCAGCUGAAACAGUACUGUCUCAUCCGGCAAGUGAGAUUUGUGGAUGAUAUGUUCCCCCCUGACAGGAGAUCCAUCGGUGACGGGCUUCUGAGCCCUGCUGACUUAGCCAGAGUCCAGUGGCUAAGACCAAUGAAACUUGUUCAGAGUCCCUGUUUUACGGUUGACGGAGUUUCCAGGUUUGACUUUGGUCAGGGUCUCCUUGGAGACUGUUGGUUUCUUGCAUCUAUUGGGGCGCUCACAUUCCAGAGUGAUAUCCUCAAACAAGUCGUACCGGAUCAGAGUUUUGACGAGGACUACUGUGGCCUGUUCCACUUUAAGUUCUGGAGAUUUGGCAGAUGGGUGGAUGUCAUUAUCGAUGACAAGCUUCCAACAGUCAAUGGCAGACUGAUCUUUGUUCACUCCAGAGACCCAGCUGAGUUCUGGCCCGCUUUACUGGAGAAAGCUUACGCCAAGGUGUGUGGUUCCUACAGUGACAUGAGUGCUGGAACUCCUGCUGAGGCCAUGAGGGACUUCACCGGUGGCGUUCACAUCUGCGUCCAGCUGAAGAAUGCGCCACACAACCUAUGGGAUCUGAUGUACCGAGCCGGCCAGUCUGUGUCCCUGAUGGGUUGUGGAACACCACAGGGGGAGACGUCUGAAAACACUGUCCUGCCAAAUGGACUGGUCCAAGGUCAUGCCUACACUGUUACUGGAGUCAAACAGGUGAUGAGCCAAGGGGUGCUAGUACAUCUGGUGCGCUUAUGGAACCCGUGGGGUGAAGGCGAGUGGAAAGGGGACUGGAGUGAUCGGUCCCCUUUGUGGCACACUGUCAGCCCCCAAGACCGAGAGAUGUGCCUCGCCGUGGUUGAGGAUGGGGAGUUUUGGAUGACCAUGGAGGAUUUCUGCAGGUUUUAUAUGGAUCUUGACAUCUGCUGCCUCUGUCCUGACUUCCUUGAUGGGACCUCUUCAUGCCACUGGAAAACCUCGGUCUAUGAGGGCAGAUGGGUCGCAGGGACCACUGCUGGAGGAUGCAUGAAUAAUCCCGGGAGCUUUUGGACUAAUCCACAGUAUCGGGUCAGGGUUGAGGAGUUAUUCAGUGAAUGUUCUGCCAAACAAGGUGAGAACAGCAUGAUGGUGUCCCUCAUGCAAAAGCCUGACAAGAGAAACAGACGCCUGGUCAAAAAUCUCCACAUCGGAUUCUCUGUGUUUGAGGUGACCAAAGAGUAUGAAGCACAUCAGGGGAAGUUCCCAGCCUCCUUCUUCACCCAGACCAGCCUGGUGGCUCAAACAAAAACCUACAUGAAUGCGCGUGAGGUGAUGGAGUUGAUGGAUCUGAAACCUGGUGAAUACCUGAUUGUGCCGUCUACCUUCGCCCCCAAUGAGACCGCAUCCUUCAUCCUGACCAUUCUCUCCAAGGCGGAGACCCAUGUCCAUGAAAAUUCUGGCGGCCACGACCACAGCCACGAGGAAGAGGUGUGCAAGGUUUUCAAGCAUAGAUUCCAAAAUGAAGCAGAUCAAGAAAAUAACAGGACAUUUUUCCGUCAAUACUCUGACAAGUAUGAGGAGGUUGACGCUGAGCAGCUCCAGAAAAUUCUGAAUGAGAAAAUCCUGAAAGGACACUCGAGCUCUGGAGGUUUCAGCGUUGAUGCCUGUCGUAGCAUGGUCGCUCUGAUGGAUACGUCAAUCACUGGCAAACUGAACACUGAGGAAUUUCUCCGUUUAUGGAAGAAGAUCAUCUCAUUAAAGGAAAUAUUUCAGCGCACGGAUGUUUCACAGUCAGGGACACUCUCACUGAAUGAGCUCCGAAAUGCAAUCAUGGCUUCAGGAAUGAGGAUCAGUGAUGAGAUGCUGAACUUGAUGGCUCUGCGUUACGGCUCCUCUGGACAGCUCUCUCUCCAGAGUUUCAUCAGUGUCGGCCUUCGAUUUGACUGCAUGACUAAAAUCUUCAGCCAGUUGUCAGAUGGUGCUGCUAUGACUCUUCGUGAAACAGAGUGGCUGUACCUUUCCAUGUACACUUAA